AUGUUCGAAGUAAAUGAUGUUGCGAAGAGAGUUAUAGCUUGGUGCCUUGUGUUGCAAGCCAUCAUAAUUCAAGGAGACUCAGUUGAAAGUGGAGAUGUGAGUUUCUCUAUACAGUUGAAAAACGAAAUGUACGGCUUAAAACGUCCAACGGUUGUCUACCGAUGCAAGUCGUCUGAAAAAUCUCUGCGGUGGCACCAGUCGUAUAUGAAAACGGAGUUUACGUGGGAUUUUCAAGUCCCACCAUUUGGAAACGGCGUCGUUAUUCACCAGUGCCACUUCCUGUCGAGCCAAGGGACAGCUGAUGUCAUUAUCAAGACGUUGUCAAUGACAUCGAUCUUGUGCGGAGGGCAUGUGUGUAAAUAUGUUAUUAGGCCGAACGGUAUAUAUUUCGUUGGUUAUGAGACGUAUUAUCCGCACAAUAUUUUCUUAAGAUUUGUGGAGUUGGUAAGGCCUGUUAACAAGCUUGUUGAGCCAUGGAAGGCGUGGUCACCGCGGCAGCUAAAGGAGUUACAAGCGGAACGUAACCGCACCAGGUUAGUGGAUGACGAAGAUGAUGCUAAGGAAGACAUUGAAGAACACGAUUAG
This is a messenger RNA of Eruca vesicaria subsp. sativa (arugula), 585 nucleotides long. NCBI's taxonomy places the organism in Eukaryota, Viridiplantae, Streptophyta, Magnoliopsida, Brassicales, Brassicaceae. The record is from the annotation of a GenBank genome assembly.